AUUGUAUUACAUUUGGUAUUACAUUUUUAACAAAGCUUGAGUCAGUUCGUUUAUUUUACUUUUUUGUUAAAAUUAUUUAAAAACAUUUUGUCCGUCUUAAUACGCAGAUUAUUUUCAGAACAAUUUUUUCAAAUGAUAUUUGUCUAAAAAAGAUAUUAUUUUCAAUAGUGAAUAUACAUACUAGUUAAUUGAUAAACACAAAAGAAGGAAAAAAAUUUGAUCACAAAGAAAGAAACAAGUUUUGCGCACCUAGCGGACAGAAAUCAUCUAAUAUAAAAAAUGACUGAAACCAACAACACAGAUAAUCGGAUGCCAAAUUCUACAAAUAAUUUGGAAAAUGGAAACCGAAAAGGAAAUAUCUUGGAGCUUGAAACUGAUAAAGAAAGAGAAGAAAGACUUCGAUCUUUAUGGAUAAUAUACUUUACGAUGUUUCUCAUAAGCCUAGGAUUCUCAAUUGUUUUAACCGGAAUAUGGCCGUACUUAGAUAAGCUCGAUCCUCAAGCUGGAAAAGAAUUCAUGGGCUUUAUUGUUGCAGCAAACCCUCUGGGACAAAUGAUAUUUUCUCCAAUUUUUGGCUGGUGGUCUAAUAAAAUAACUUCAAUUAGAAUGCCAUUGUUAGUUUCAAUGGCAAUAUUUUGCGUCAGUAGCGCCCUCUACUCGUCAUUAGAUUUAUUUGAGAAUGAUUUCAAAUACUGGAUGUUUAUUGCUCGUUUUUUCGUUGGUGUUUCAAGUGCUAACAUUGCUGUUUGUCGUUCUUAUGUAUCCGCUGCAACAACUUUAAAAGAACGAACCAAUGGAGUGUCUAUGAUGUCCCUAGCACAAGUACUUGGAUUCGUUAUUGGACCAGCAUUACAAGCUGUUGUAACGCCACUUGGAGCUGAAGGCUUUUUGUUUAUGAAUUUUACAAUAAACAUGUACACUGCAAGCGGAUGGUGCAAUGUACUUUUAGGCAUCAUAAAUUUUCUUAUGUUUCUUCCAUGCUUUUUCAAAGACCGACGAAUAGCAGCUAGAGAACAGAUGAUUCUUCAAGGAAAAUCAACCGAAAAAGAAACGUGGAAAUCCAUCAAACCCGAUUAUGCCACUUCUUGGACAUUAAUUUUAUCAUUCUUUGUCAUAGUUUUUAAUUUUGUUCUUCUUGAAACUCUUGGGUCUUCUCUUACAAUGGAUCAAUUUGCUUGGUCAAAAUCUGAAGCACUUUAUUACGUUGGAAUUCUCAUGUCAGUUGGAGCAUUUAUCGCUUGCAUUGCUUUCUGUUUAAUUGCACCUUUAAGUCAACGUUACAAGGAAAGUAAUGUGUUAAUAUGGGGUGGAUUUUUCACAAUGGUCAUCGGAAGAUUGAUUUUCAUGCCUUAUCGUGAUGAAUAUCCUCGAUUAGCUUUAGAUAGGGAAUAUAUGAUGGAAAAUGGCACAAUAGGAUUUUAUUCUGAUGACGACGAGCAUAUAUUAGGUUGCCCUGUGUCUACUCAACCUUGGUGCUCCACAACUCCUGUUCUGGGAUUCCCUGAAUUUAUUAUUGGAUAUAUCCUGAGUAGUAUUGGAUAUCCAAUUGGAGUGACACUUAUCCAAACAAUUUUCUCCAAAAUCUUAGGAAGUAGGCCUCAAGGUGUGUGGAUGGGUUUGUUUACUGCUGGAGGAUGUGUCAGCAGAAUAAUGGGUCCUGUUGCUGUUGGGUCCAUCUAUACACGAUAUGGAACAAGUUGGACUUUUGGAAUAACAUGCGGAAUGAUGGUAUUACCAAUGAUUUGGCUCUAUAUUUUACGUCACAGACUUGACGUAGACUCUGUUGAUGUCUCAGUUGAAAUGGAAAAUCUUAAAAAAGAUUCCAAUGGAGUUACAAAGUCAAAUGGCUCAAAUGGACUAAUAAAGGAUAAAUCUGUGAUUAUAAAUGAGAGUACAACAAAAUCGGAACGAGAAAAGUUUUUAAGUGAAAUAAGAUAAUUCUUUAUACUAUUUUCCUGAUAUCCGAUAGUAUAAGGAACAAUACAAAACAUCUAAAAAUAAUACCUGCCUCGUCAUCAAUAAAUUGGACAGAUAAGGUGAACUUUUGGUGGUGCUACCUUUAAGUGUUUUGUAUUUGAAAUUUAUCAUAAUUUUAUUAUAAUUCUUUUUUUUUUUGUUAUUUCUAUAAAAAAGAUCUGAGUGAAAAACAUGUAUGGGAAGGUUUGUAUUGAUGAGAGCAAGAAAAUACUUAAUUUACUUCGAAGCAAUGACCAUUUUCUUUAAAACCAUUGCUUCAUAUUGCUAAGAAAUACAUAUUUGACUGAAAUAAAUAUUAAAGUUUUAUUAUAUUGGAAAUGUUUACUAAUAUUUUAGUUGCUCAUAGACAAUUUUAUAUAUUGAAUAGAUAAUAAAUAUAUACAUAUCUAAACAUGAUAAA
Molecule: messenger RNA, 2377 nt
Organism: Clunio marinus
Lineage: Eukaryota; Metazoa; Arthropoda; Insecta; Diptera; Chironomidae
Source: the annotation of a GenBank genome assembly